GGAAUAGAGAACAGGUGAGUAACUGACAAACAUUUGUUUUGAGUGGGACAUUGUACAGAGUCUUCCAUGACUUACUUUGGCCACGGCUCCUUCCUCUUUCCCUAUCCCCAACGACCCCUCUAUAUAACUGCCCCAAUCCCUCCAUCCCUCACCAUUCACCAUUCACCAUUCACCUUCACCUUCACCUUCGUUAAAACACACACACUACCACCUUAAACAAUAACACUUCCUCAAUUCCCUUUCUAUCUUCUAAAUUCCCUCAAUGGCGGCUUCCGUGGACAACCGUCCGUACACUUCCUUCCAACACGGCGUCCUUCGAACCUUCAAGCCAAUCCCCGACAUACCGCGUCCUAAGAACAAAAAGCUACCCCAACCACUACCACAACCACCCUCCGAUUCCUCAAGCGACGACGAAGUUUCCAACUACAACCAUCUCAUUCAAAAGUCAAGUGCUGAAGUCGAAGCCUCCAUCUUCGACCCACGCGACGACGGUACCUCCGACCAAUGGAUCCAACGGAACGCUUCCCUGCUCCGUCUAACAGGCAAGCACCCCUUCAACUCCGAACCACCCCUCCCUCGCCUCAUGCACCAUGGCUUCAUAACCCCCGUUCCCCUCCAUUACGUGCGCAACCAUGGGCCCGUUCCCCGGGCCCGCUGGGAAGACUGGACCGUCGAGGUCACGGGCCUAGUGAAACAGCCCACUCGCUUCACCAUGGACCAACUGCUCCACGACUUCCCAAGCCGCGAGUUCCCCGCCACACUAGUCUGCGCGGGGAACCGCCGCAAGGAACAGAACAUGGUGAAACAGAGCAUCGGCUUCAACUGGGGCGCUGCUGCCAUCUCCACUUCGGUGUGGCAGGGUGUACCGUUGCGUAGCCUGCUCAAGCGCUGUGGGAUUUACAGCCGCACCAAAGGGGCACUCCAUGUGUGCUUUGAAGGCGCAGAGGAUCUGCCAGGUGGCGGUGGGUCCAAAUAUGGGACGAGUAUCAUGAGGGAGGUUGCACUUGAUCCCUCCCGCGACAUCAUCAUCGCUUACAUGCAAAACGGUGAGCUUUUGACCCCCGAUCACGGUUUCCCCGUUAGGAUGAUAAUACCCGGUUUCAUUGGUGGCCGCAUGGUGAAAUGGUUGAAGCGCAUCAUUGUCACUACCCAGCAAUCUGAUAGUUAUUACCAUUACAAGGACAACAGGGUACUCCCCUCUCACGUUGAUGCCGAGCUUGCCAAUGCAGAAGCUUGGUGGUACAAGCCAGAGUAUAUUAUCAACGAGCUCAACAUAAACUCCGUCAUAACUACGCCGUGCCACGAUGAGGUCUUGCCCAUCAACUCCUGGACUACUCAGAGGCCUUAUGUACUCAGAGGUUACGCGUAUUCCGGAGGUGGGAGAAAGGUAACACGUGUUGAGGUGACCCUGGACGGUGGGGAAACGUGGCAAGUGGGCACCUUAGACUGUCCGGAGAAGCCCAACAAAUAUGGAAAGUACUGGUGCUGGUGCUUCUGGUCCUUGGAGGUGGGGGUGUUGGACCUGCUUGCUGCCAAAGAAAUUGCGGUGCGCGCUUGGGACGAGGCCCUCAACACCCAGCCUCAUAACCUCAUUUGGAAUGUUAUGGGCAUGAUGAACAACUGCUGGUUCAAAGUGAAGACAAAUGUGUGCAGGCCUCACAAGGGUGAGAUUGGGAUAUCGUUCGAGCACCCCACACAACCAGGUAACCAAUCUGGUGGCUGGAUGGCAAAAGAAAAACAAAUGGAGAAAUCAUCACACUAUAAUCCAACUCUAAAAAAGAGUGUUUCCUCACCCUUCAUGAACACUUCCUCAAAAACCUUCUCCAUCUCCGAAGUCAAAAGGCACAACAACGCCGACUCCGCUUGGAUCAUCGUUCACGGCAACGUCUACGAUUGCACCCGCUUCCUCAAAGACCACCCUGGCGGCACCGACAGCAUCCUCAUCAAUGCCGGCACCGACUCUACCGAAGAGUUCGAAGCCAUCCACUCCGACAAAGCCAAAAAAUUGCUCGAAGAUUACCGAAUCGGCGAGCUCAUGACCACCGGCUACACCUCUGAUUCAUCCAAUUCAUCGCCAAAUAACACCGUGCAUGGCAAUUCUGACACCAUCCAUUUAGCUCCCAUCAAGGAAAUUACACCACUUCGCAGCGUGGCGCUUAUCCCACGGGAGAAAAUCCCAUGCAAGCUCCACUCCAAAACGUCCAUUUCCCACGACGUUAGGCUCUUCCGUUUUGCGUUACCCUCGGAGGACCAACUCUUGGGUUUGCCAGUAGGGAAACACAUAUUUUUAUGUGCCACCGUGGACGAGAAGCUAUGCAUGCGAGCUUACACUCCUACUAGUAGCGUAGACGAAGUGGGGUACUUCGAUCUAGUCGUCAAAAUUUACUUCAAAGGGGUGCACCCAAAGUUCCUAAACGGUGGGCUCAUGUCUCAACACUUGGACUCGCUUCCUAUUGGCUCUGUCUUGGACGUGAAGGGCCCACUGGGCCACAUAGAGUACACUGGUAAAGGCAACUUUGUGGUUCAUGGAAAACAAAAGUUUGCCAAGAGGCUAGCCAUGCUGGCUGGUGGGACCGGGAUCACACCCAUUUACCAAGUGGUUCAAGCGAUUCUUAAGGACCCUGAGGAUCAAACCGAGAUGCACGUCGUGUAUGCGAACCGAACGGAGGAUGAUAUAUUGUUGAGGGAAGAGCUUGAUGCGUGGGCUAAGAAGCAUGAUAGGUUGAAGGUGUGGUACGUGGUACAAGAAAGCAUAAGAGAAGGGUGGGAAUACAGUGUAGGGUUCAUCACGGAGAGUAUUUUGAGGGAGCAUCUCCCACAUCCAUCUUCUGAUACGUUGGCGUUGACCUGUGGGCCACCACCCAUGAUUCAGUUCGCAGUGCAGCCGAAUUUGGAGAAGUUGGGCUACGACAUCAACAACCAAUUGCUCUUGUUUUAGGGGACUCGGUACUAUGCUGUAUGUGUAUAUAUCUUAUUUUAUAUAUAUAAAUAUAUAGUUCUAUUAGCUUUUUUUCUUUCGUUUUUUUUUAAUCUAUCGAUUUUUAAACAAAUGUGUAUAUAGACAGCUAGCUAGCUCUGUAAGUUUACUUUUCCUCCUCGUCGAGUUUUGAUAUAGACAAGUAAGUCAAUGUCUUGACUACUUUUUCUAUCUAUAAAAUAAAAUGUAAGUUGCAAGUGGAACUAUCAUUAUUCGAUAAAUUAUUUAGCAUUUGUUUUCAUACCCGUCAAAGAAGGGGGAAUGAUUAUUGUCCUUAUUCAAUUUAGAUAUCCAACCCUUUUUUUUUAGUUGAGAUAAAUUUUGAAUCUCAUUUAAUAAAAUCAAUUUUAAU
Messenger RNA from Abrus precatorius (Indian licorice), 3329 nucleotides. RefSeq names its product inducible nitrate reductase [NADH] 2. The record is from RefSeq and is a predicted model, not a curated record. NCBI's taxonomy places the organism in Eukaryota, Viridiplantae, Streptophyta, Magnoliopsida, Fabales, Fabaceae. The transcript is spliced from 4 exons. Gene Ontology annotation, molecular function: heme binding; molybdenum ion binding; nitrate reductase (NADPH) activity. Gene Ontology annotation, biological process: nitrate assimilation; nitric oxide biosynthetic process. Bases 263 to 2938 code for a protein of 891 amino acids.